Molecule: messenger RNA, 1309 nt
Organism: Hordeum vulgare subsp. vulgare (domesticated barley)
Lineage: Eukaryota; Viridiplantae; Streptophyta; Magnoliopsida; Poales; Poaceae
Product: NAC domain-containing protein 22-like
Exons: 2
Coding region: 16-1086 (356 amino acids)
Biological process (GO): regulation of DNA-templated transcription
Molecular function (GO): DNA binding
Source: RefSeq, a predicted model, not a curated record
GAGCAGCAGCGAGCAAUGGCAAUGGCAGCGGCGGCGUCCACCAUAGAGGUUGAGCAUGACCUCCCCGGCUUCCGGUUCCACCCCACGGAGGAGGAGCUCCUCGGCUUCUACCUCUCACGCGUCGCCCUGGGCAAGAAGCUCCACUUCGACAUCAUCGGCACCCUCAACAUCUACCGCCACGAUCCCUGGGAUCUUCCCGGGAUGGCAAAGAUCGGGGAGAGGGAGUGGUACUUCUUCGUGCCGCGUGACCGGAAGGCGGGUUGCGGCGGGCGGCCGAGCCGGACGACGGAGCGGGGGUUCUGGAAGGCGACGGGGUCGGACAGGGCCAUCCGCAGUACCGCCGACCCCAAGCGGGUCAUCGGAAUCAAGAAGACGCUCGUCUUCUACAAAGGCCGCGCACCGCGGGGCACCAAGACGGACUGGGUCAUGAACGAGUACCGCCUCCCCGACACCGGCGCGGCGCCGCCCAAGGAGGACACUGUGCUGUGCAAGGUGUACCGGAAGGCCACGCCGCUCAAGGAGCUCGAACAGAGAGCCUAUGAGAUGGAGGAGGUGAAGCAGAGGUCCGGAGGCAACGGUGGGUACGGCUACGGCGGCGCGGCGAGAGCUUGUCCGGUCCCGACCUCCGACACGUCCGCUGUCGACGACUACUUUCCAUCGUCCGACGACGUGCAGGACAACUUCAUGACCCCCUCCUUUUCUUCCUCCUCCUCGGUGGCGCCGUCUGGCAACAGCAGCAGCCACGACGCACCCAGGGUUGCCAAGAAGGAAGCGGACCUCGGCAGGGUGACCGUGCCGUCGACGUCGUCUGUGCCGCAAUCGGCCAACACGCCCUUACGUCUUCAGCUCCCGGCCGUGAACCCACCCUGCGGCCUCCAGCUACCGGCGGCGAACCAUGGGAUGUCGAACUUAUCAAGCCUACCGGCGGCGAGCCACGGGGUGCUGGACCUGCCGAGCCAGCAGCUGCCAGCGGCGGGCAACCAGGGAGUGUUCGACUGGCUGCAGGACCCGUUCCUGACGCAGCUGCGCAGCCCGUGGCAGGAUCAGCAUUGUGUAUCACCUUACGCCCAUCUGCUCUACUAUUGACCGACGAGCUCACGGUCGAUCUCCAGACGCAAGCUUGAACCAGAGUAGGUAGUUAGCUGUGAAUUCAGUUGUACAUGAUGUUUAGCUCACGGUCGAUCUCUAGACGUCCACCUCUUGUUUCUGUUGUGCGUUUUAGCAAGGUGGUGAUGUUUAACAUGACAGUUGCAAAAGCCUGCCAUGAAUUAACUUAGGAACCUGUUGUGUGAUACUUUUUUAACAUAGA